Messenger RNA from Candidozyma auris, 2796 nucleotides. It is a transcript of the gene PIKA, whose product is annotated as 1-phosphatidylinositol 4-kinase. Gene Ontology annotation, cellular component: membrane; cytoplasm. Gene Ontology annotation, biological process: phosphatidylinositol phosphate biosynthetic process; phosphatidylinositol-mediated signaling. The coding region runs from base 1 to 2796 and encodes 931 amino acids. Gene Ontology annotation, molecular function: 1-phosphatidylinositol 4-kinase activity. Lineage: Eukaryota; Fungi; Ascomycota; Pichiomycetes; Serinales; Metschnikowiaceae. The record is from RefSeq and is a predicted model, not a curated record. The transcript has a single exon.
AUGGUCGAGGAAGCUGAUAAGUUGUACAAAGAGAUCAACUCUGUUGAUUUCGACGUAUUUCAAUGUGUCAGUUAUCUACGUCGCUAUUCUGACGAAAUUGGUGUUCACUAUUACCUAACGCAAAAGCUUCGACUGUUCAAGUAUGACGACUUGGAGUUUUUAAUACCCCAACUUUUGCAACUUUUGAUAUCGUUCGAAACCAAUUCGAUGGCAUUGGAGGAUUUCAUAUUGGAAUACUGCGCAAGAUAUACUCAUUUCAGUCUAAUUGUUUUUUGGCAGUUGCAAGCUUAUGUGUUUGAACUCAAAGAUGAACCAAAAUCAUACUCGUUUCAGGUCGUUCGAAAUUUAAUAAACAAGCUUCAGGACAUUUUGUUUAAUCCAUCCGAAGUUCCUCAGAAGCCUCAAUUUCGGGAAAACUUGCACCCAUCACUAGUGCUCUGUGGCGCAUUGGCAGCAUCAAUAGGAUUACCUCAAAUUCAUGACUACACGAAACCGCUUUUGUCAACACAAGGUCGUCAGCAGAGAUCAUUCGUUUUCAAACUUGCAAAUUUUCAAAAAGUCUUGACAAGAAAUCUAACAUUAAAAAACCAAAAGAUGUCUGGUGAAGGCAGGUCUGCUCAGUCCGAUGAUGAAGGUGGGAUACACCAUCCACAAGCAGAUCUCAAACCUGAGCGUCAUUCUGAAUCAUCAGCUCGUUAUAAAAAGCUUUCAAGCUCAAGUUUUGCAUCUGACGAGUCUGAGUUUUAUACCAGUGACGAUGAAUUAGACACUUCUUCAAAACCGCUUAGAAGAUAUCAUUCCUUCACUGGCAAAAGUCUCAAUCCUGAAUCGGAAAGUGUGACUCUUUUGAAACACAUGGAGAAAAAGUUGAGUGUGGAGUCGGUGAUUCGGCCAACUAGCUUGUCCUUAUCAAUAGAUCUGCCUCAUCAUAUUUCACAUUCCAUGCCUGAUUUGGUCUCCUCGUCCUCUACGAAGGAUAUUGGAGAUCUCAGCUUGUCAAGUGAGGAAAUUUUUCGAUACGGUGAAAGCCAAAGAGACAAACAGAUUUAUAAACUGGAAACAUCGUCUAGUGACUUAGUUGAUCCUGUCAGGUAUUUGAAAUCAAAUUAUUCAAAAAAUGUGACAGAAUUCAUCUUGGCGUUACAAAAUGUAUCCUUACGGUUAUCACAGCUCCCAAAGGAAGCCCGUCUAUCUGCUUUAAGAGCAGAACUUUCCAUCAUAAAUGACACACUUCUUCCCGCAGAGGUCGACAUUCCCCAGCUUCUCCCCCAUACGAGCACAAGAAACAAGAAACAUCACAAGCUAUUGAAGCUUAGUGUAAAUGAAGCUUGCGUACUUAAUUCUGCAGAAAGAGUUCCAUUUUUAAUGUUUGUUGAAUUUCUUAGUGAUGAGAUUGAUUUCAAUCCUUCAUCAACUUCGAAUAGGAUAUUAUUACAGAAACGCUCCAUGUCAACUCACCAUUCCUUGAACUAUAGAACAACGCCCACGUUGAGUACAGAAAACAGGCUGAUGCAAAGCGCUUCACAGAACUUUGAAGCAGAUUUGAGUGAGAUGAAGACAUCUCAUUCCCCAUAUCUCGAUCCUGAACAAAGCAAGUCUGGUAUCUCGCAUAUGGACGUACUCGAAAAGGUGUCCGGAAACUCAUCCAACCUGAUAGAUGCUGCAUCAAAGACUAGAGCAGAUCAAAUGCGCAUAGCAGCUGUCAUGUUGCAACAAUUAGAGGCUUCAGGUCAGUCCACCUCGGAACAGUCAUCAGCGAUAAAAAAUCGAAUUAUCGAGUCAAUGAUUGCGUUGCAAGAUCAAUUCGAGUCUAUUGAUUACGAGAAAUUUAAUCAUCUUAAAGGCAAUGAUCCAGAUGCUGGAGAAAGGAAGCUCGAAAAUGACUUUAAGCUAGCUGAGGACUGGCAUGCCAAGAGACAAAGAAUAAGGAAAUCUAGCAUUUACGGCAAGCUACCAAAUUGGGACUUAUGUUCAGUCAUCGCUAAGAAUGGCUCUGAUCUUCCUCAAGAGGCUUUCGCAUGUCAGCUUAUUACAAUGAUCUCCAAUAUAUGGACAACCAAACAAAUACCCCUGUGGACAAAGAGAAUGAAAAUUUUGAUAACAAGUGCGAAUACUGGUUUAGUUGAGACAAUAACUAACGCAAUCUCGAUCCACUCUAUUAAGAAGUCAUUGACUGAGAUUUCAAUUCGAGCUGGCGAAAAUACUAAGGGCCGCAUAUUCACCCUCAAAGAUUACUUCGAAAAACUAUUUGGGGAUCCGUCCUCAGCUGCCUAUAGGUGUGCACAAGAAAAUUUUGCUAGAAGUUUGGCCUCAUAUUCGAUUAUCUGUUACGUUUUGCAAAUUAAAGACAGACACAACGGAAACAUUAUGCUUGACGAUGAAGGUCAUAUCAUACACAUAGAUUUUGGAUUUCUUCUAUCGAACUCACCCGGUAGUCUUGGCUUCGAAGCUGCUCCAUUCAAACUCACCAUGGAAUAUGUUGAUCUUUUGGAUGGUCCGGAAAGUGAACUAUUCCAGUAUUUCAAAAAGUUAUGCAAGGACUGCUUUAAAGCAUUGAGAGAGGAGAGCGAUCGUAUUAUCAAUAUGGUUGAAAUUAUGCAAAAAGAUUCAAGUCUCCCUUGCUUUAACAAUGGCGACAAUACCAGUGUUCUUCUUAAGAACCGAUUGCAACCCCAAUUGAAAGAUGAAGAGAUCGACAGCUUCGUUGAGGUUUCGCUCAUAGGAAAAAGUUUGGGCAGCAUGUAUACCAGACUAUACGAUCAAUUUCAGUUGAUUACGCAGGGAAUAUAUAGUUAG